Dromaius novaehollandiae (emu) is the source of this 3737-nucleotide messenger RNA. RefSeq names its product metabolism of cobalamin associated D (gene MMADHC). Gene Ontology annotation, cellular component: mitochondrion. Gene Ontology annotation, biological process: cobalamin metabolic process. Lineage: Eukaryota; Metazoa; Chordata; Aves; Casuariiformes; Dromaiidae. Bases 117 to 1007 code for a protein of 296 amino acids. The record is from RefSeq and is a predicted model, not a curated record. The transcript is spliced from 8 exons.
CGGGCGGGACGCCCCCCUCACGGACGCGGGGCGGGACGGCUCCCGGCGCCAUUUUGCAGGAAGAGCGGAGACAGGGGGAGCCGGGUGCGUAAGCGAGAGGGAGCCCGCCGCCUGCCAUGGCCACCGUGCUCUGUAAUAGAGCAAGAUUGGUCACCUUCCUACCAGGGUUUUAUUGCUUAGUCAAAAGAGUUGUAAAUCCCAAGGCUUUUUCUACAGCAGGUUCCUCUGGCUCAGAUGAGCCUCAUGUUGCUGCUACACCUCCUGAUUUAUGUCCAAGAACUGUAUGGCCAGAUGAAGUAAUGGGUCCAUUUGGCCCUCAGGACCAGAGGUUCCAGUUGCCUGGUAAUAUUGGUUUUGACUGUCACCUAAAUGGUACAGCUUCUCAGAAGAAAAUCCAAGUUCAUAAAAAUCUGCCUGAUGUAUUAGCAGAGCCUUCACCAAGUGAAAGGCAUGAAUUUGUGAUGGCACAAUACAUCAAUGAAUUUCAGGGUACUGAUGUUCCACAUAAACAGCAAAUAAAUAAUGCUGAAACUUACUUCGAAAAUGUGAAUGUAGAAUGUGCAGUACAAGUCUGUCCUGAACUGUUACGAAAAGACUUUGAGUCAAUGUUUCCAGAAGUGACUGCCAGUCGUUUAACAGUAUUGACUGUUACCCAGAAAACUAAAAAUGAUAUGACUGUAUGGAGUCAAGAAAUGGAGGAUGAGAGAGAAAUGCUGUUAGAAAAUUUCAUUAAUGGUGCCAAGGAAAUUUGUUACGCAAUUUGUUCUGAAGGCUAUUGGGCUGACUUCAUUGAUCCAUCCUCAGGACUGGCAUUUUUUGGACCAUAUACAAACAACACUCUGUUUGAAACAGAUGAACGCUACCGCCACCUGGGAUUCUGCAUUGAUGAUCUUGGCUGCUGCAAAGUUAUUCGUCAUAACAUCUGGGGUACUCAUGUGGUUGUAGGAAGUAUUUUUACUAAUGCUGAACCUGACAGCCCAAUCAUGAGAAAACUGAGUGGAAACUAGCAACCAUCAGAGUUUCGCAAGUUUGUGUAUGACCUCUGCAUUCUCUUACUUGGUGAUUCUCUAUAAGCAUUGACAGGAAAUGCCACACUUUGAAGUACUCUUACUUAGAUAAUAAAGUGUCUGUUAUUUAUUUUAGUCUUUGUGAAAUAUGUAUUCACCACUUGUGACUUAGAACAUUGUCAGUGUUCUAACAGAUACCUACAUCUGUCACAUGAAUUUUAAGCUGUGAGUUUCCUUCAUCUUGAAUGAGUCUGAAAACGUAUGUACAUAGUUAUCUGUGUAUCCUUUUUAAAAAUUAUAUCACAAACCACCCUUCUUAAGUGACUGUUUUACCUUUCAGUGUCUCUGACAAAUCCAUGUUCUUUGCAUUAAAAAUCCUGAUGCCAUUGACGUUUCUAGGAAUUUUACCAUUUACUGGAAUAAGGCUAAGAUUUCUAAUGUCAUCCUAAAAUAUAAAACUUAAUAAAAAUUAGAGCAGUGAGUGUUGGACUAAUCACUCAUUCACUGCUCCGAAAAGAGAAUAAUGAGAUAAGCUCUCAGUGAUCUGUAACUAUGACUAAUACUUAAGUAGGGAAAUGUUCACUUGACUGCUACAUCCAGAGACUUGACAAAAAGUCUUAAAUUAUGCUAGUCAUCUCAAUGUUUCUUGUCUUCAUGGUGCUUGGGAUUUUAUUUUCUCAGUGUUAGAGCUAAAUAUAUUUAAUUAGCUUAUAUAUUCAAAGGCAAUUUAAAGAUACUUUUGUAACUUUCUUAGGUCAUUAAAUACAUUGUUUUCAGAAAAGACAAUUGUAACAGCAAUAGUUAGAUAUCAUCCAUGUUUUUUCCUGUACUUGGAUCUAAUUGGGAUUUGUCUCUAAUUUUGAAAUGCCUGAGCAAAUGGCAAUUAUGAUCCAUUAUAAAAGUAUUUCAAUAGGAAGGUUUCAGUAAACAAGUCAGUCUCUAGGCAUUAUAAAAACCAUCAGGUCAAUUCAAGUUACUGGAGAAAGAACAAGGAGAAAAUUCAAGAUGUCUGAAAUUCCAAAACCCUUUGUCAGCUGCCUCACUACUGAAACUAAGUAAUAAACUAGAUUUUAAUCUCAAGAGUCAAUUAUCAGGGCCAUUUGUUGAUACCUGACUGCUGUAACUGUGCCAGUUUAUGCAACAAUGGGGAUCCUUUAGUCUUGAUUCAGUCAAAAUUUAAUGCACCUCUUGUCUGGAUAAUGGCUGCAUAAGAUGAUGCUUGGAGAGAUUUAGCUUCCUUUCAGGAAGGUAGGGGGGUUAUUCAUGUCUUUUUCCAAUAUUGACAAUUAAAUAUUUAAAACUUUUUUCCUGGGUUUGUAUACUAUUUUUAUUCCCUGCUCAGGGUCUAACCCUGUUAUCACCAAAGUCUUUUUGUUGACUUUAAUGGAUUUAGAGCCAGAUCCCUUACUAAGUGCCUGUGUAUGUCCCUGUUGGUGAUUGCUGCAAGCCCACACCUUUCCUCUAUUGUGGAGACAGCAGUGAUGAAGAAUCUCUCCCCUGGAGAUCUGAGUGCUGUCUACUUUAAAAUCAUUGCCACAAAGCCUCCAGUUCAGAGUUUAUCUUGCUUGUCUGCCACCAUUGUCAUCACUGUUGGUUCCAGCCUGCACACAUUCCAAGGUUGAAGUAUGUGGGUGCUGAGGCAGGAUUUGUUUAUUGCUUUGUCCUGGAACUGGUGCUGGUUUUUUCCAGAGUCCCAGUUCUUGACAUUCUCUUCUGUCCAAGAAGUUUGGUGGGAUUUAUUCUUUCUUUUUUUUUUUUGAUUUCAUCCUCAAGAGGAAAAUCCAAAAAUACUCAAGCAGGUUAUUCAUGAGGAUGAGGUCCAAAAAGAAAAAAAACCCAAAUAAUUGAGAAGCUGCAAAGUGUCUUGUCUGCUUGCAAAACCAAUUGAAACAAUCAUUUUGCAGAAUGCAGAUUGCCUCAUUUGACAAAAGAGGGUUAGUGUCUCUGCACAAUAGAAAUACACUGUUGUAGAAGACUUCAUUGGAUAAAUACUAGAAAAAUAAAAUCUGUGAAAUAAUUCGUAUAUGUAUUUUAACUGCCUUGGAGACUCUUAAUAUUAUCUUUUUUCAACUGACUUUGCUGUACUUGCUUUUUUAUGUUUUAUAAUGCAGAAAAAAAAAGUUGUCAGGCAGCUAUCCAAAUUAAACUAUGGACAUUAGGUUUUGAAUUCAUAUCCUUCCAAGUUUCAUGCUGGAAAGGUAUACAGUGGCUUUUAAGAUGGUUUCAACCUGAUGCAGAAUCUUGUCCUCACUGAUGAUAGUGGAAGUUUUGUCUUGACAUCACUGACGCUAAUAUUUCAUACCAGAAUUUGAGGGGAGGUAAGAUUUCCUGAUAUUUUUCUAAAUAACUUUUUCUGAUAUAUACAUAUUUACUGAAGUUCUCAAAAGAGGAUAGCACUGUUCCAGUUCUACUUCCCUCAUAUCAAAAGAAUUAUUGUAUGUUAACUUGCUACUAUGAAAUAAAAGUUCUUGAAUACAGUGUAAUUAACUUCUGAUAAUAAAAGCCAAAACUUUUUUACUGUUACAAAGUGACUGACUUUCUAUGGUAAAGAAAAAUAAACACAUGAAAAGAGCUAUUGUAUGUAAGGCCACAUCUCUCUUAGUGAAAACUACUGUUUUAUGGGAAAUACUACUUGUCUUAACUUGAAGAUGCUGAUAACUUGUAAAAGUUAUUCAUUUAUUACUAAAUAUGCCAGAAAUUCUUUUUUGCAAUAAAGUCCAUAAAAAGUUA